Calypte anna (Anna's hummingbird) is the source of this 1113-nucleotide messenger RNA. RefSeq names its product OX-2 membrane glycoprotein. Gene Ontology annotation, biological process: negative regulation of macrophage activation; regulation of immune response. The record is from RefSeq and is a predicted model, not a curated record. Bases 22 to 966 code for a protein of 314 amino acids. Lineage: Eukaryota; Metazoa; Chordata; Aves; Apodiformes; Trochilidae. Gene Ontology annotation, molecular function: cell-cell adhesion mediator activity. The transcript is spliced from 5 exons.
CAUGUCACUGAGUGCACAGCUAUGGUGGCCUCUUGUCUGCUCCUCUCCAGCAUCUGGACUAUUGCAGCAGGCUCUGUGCAUGUGAUGCCCAGCAAGGUCCAGUCGGUCCAGGCAGGAGGAAACAUUACUUUUUCAUGCCAAUUGGCCAUGAAAGAUGUGCUACAGGUAACCUGGCAGAAGGAAGUGGAUGGGGCUGAAGACAACAUAGCAACUUACAGUGCAAUGAAUGGUCAAAAGAUAGCAAAGGACUAUGCUGGCCAUGUAAGCUUUGCCCACAGUGAGUUACAAACCUCGGGCAUCUCCCUUCGUGAAGUCACCCUCGAAGAUGAAGGAUGCUACAAGUGCAUCUUCAACACGUUCCCCUCAGGGGCUGUCACUGGCAGGAUGUGUCUCAAGGUUUACGCCAUCUCAGACCCCAAAGUGGAAGCUAAGCUUAUACCCAGUCCAGACAAAACCGAGAACUCAGAGCAAGUGGUGGGGUUGAGCUGCUCAGCAACAGGGAAGCCAGCUCCAAAAAUCAUCUGGCGCCUUCCCACCAUCCUGCAGCAGAAACCCAGGGAGUACCACAUCAGGCUUGGCAACCAGACUGUGACUGUCAUCAGCAAUUUCACCCACACCCAUUCCAAAAUCCUCCAGGAGCACCCCAUUGCCUGUGUGAUCCUGCACCCCUCUCUAAACGUGACUCUGGUCCUGCCCAGGGACAGCCUGGCUCAAGGUCCAUCCAGCAGUGUGGCACCAUCCAUUGUCAUUGCUGUGGGGGUGCUGGUCCCCCUGACUUCCCUCCUCCUUCUUGCCUGCCUCCUCCACUAUUGCCUCAGGCACCUAUCUGACCCAGAGAGAAAUCCAACCUGGCCAUGCUGGGUCUUUCCUGCCUGUACCAAGGCCAAGACACAUGGGCAGUACAGAGCUGCAGGGAGGUGGGCUCCAGCAGGGCCUCCCAGCCCUGGCAUGCUGCUGAAUACCUGAGCAGCUGCCUGCCCUACACCUGUGAGAGAGAAACUUCCUACAACAGCACCUUGGGCUUCCAAGAAAACUUGCUGUGACUUCACUCCAAAGCAAAUAUUAAAAAAAGGGAUGAUUUAUAAAAGUUAUUUAUUUAUUUUACACUAUAAU